This is a messenger RNA of Vitrella brassicaformis, 1463 nucleotides long. NCBI's taxonomy places the organism in Eukaryota, Vitrellaceae. The record is from the annotation of a GenBank genome assembly.
GCAUCCAUCAGUCAAUCACUCGAUCAACAAAUACGUCCGUCCGUCGGUCAUAUGCACGCAGUCAUUGAUUGUCUGGUGUGCUGUCUGUACAGGCACCCACACCACACGCCACGCCACUGUGGUCACACACACACACACACACACACACAGACACACACACAGACGCAGGUGUCGUUAGUGUACACGACCGACCGACACGGAUAAACAAACCGCCCCGGACACACCGGACAGCCACAAAACUCAGGGGGCGGGGGGUGGCCUUCUGACUAGCUAGUGCGGGAGAGGCAACACACACAUAUCGAUGGAUGGAUGACAAGAGGAAAGAAAGACGGAGAUCGGUCGUCAUUCCCCAGAUCAUCUCAUCGCCUGUGUGGUGGCACCCCACCCGUUACUAGUCAAUAAAUAGGCCACCUCCCUGCCUAAGCAAUCCGCCAAUCAGUCCCUCGCCUAAUUGCACACGACCAACCCAGCACCCCACCCUGUCCGCCCUGCCCCUCCUCUAACGCUAUUCAUUGCACCGCAGCGACCAUCUCUGUUGAUGCGCCCUUCUUCUGCGUCUGCUCAUCGGGCCUGACCUCUCGCCGAUUUGCCAUGAAUGCCAGUGCGGUGUUCCAGAGGUAGGCCGCGCACAGGUUGGCGGGCACGAGGAGGUGUGGCGGUGUGAAGUAGAAGUUGAGGGCCUGGAAGGGGAUCCACACCUUCCACGCCACCAGCACCGUGUCGAACCACUCCUGCUCCAGCUUGGCCGCCGCCUCACCCAUGCUGCCCCCACUGGCACACACACCGACACCGAAUGACACACACAUGUGGAGAGAGAUUUGUGUGUGCGUCGUUCGGUUCGGUGUGUGUGUUAGGUGCUUACUUACCGAAGGAGUGUCUGUGUGAUGUAGAAGGUGGGUAAGUAGAUGAGCGGCGUGUGGAUGAAGUUGUCGACCAGCGUCUUGCCCACGGCCUGGCGCGUGUGGUUGCCGGCCGUCAGGGGCAGCCACGCAAAGAAACGACCAUACCCGUACACCUGAAAGCAAAGCAUGUGAUUGAUGUGCGCACACCGUGAGAGAGAGAGAGAGAGACAGACCAUCCAUCAUCGCUCCCUUCCUUGUCAGUGUGCUUUAAACCUACCCAUAGCAGCGUCUGGAAGCCGCCCGAAUAAAGGCAGCCGAAUAUGACCAUGGCCCUUGUGCGCGUGUCGUCCCAUUUCUUCCUCUUCUCGAUAAGAAAUUGACUCGUCAAGUCGCCCGCGCCGAUGAUGCAACCAGCUGCGGGGACGGACAAGCACACAGAGGCCACAAUGCAGCUACGUGACGGACAUCUAUGCGAAGGCCCCUUCACAUCGCACCUGUGAUGACUCCUGAGGCCAGCGGGUUGGCAGAGAAGAGGCUGUUCAGCUUCUUGAACAACUGCACCAUGCCUUCACUCAAAAUCGCUAUAAGAACCAUCGGAAGCGCCGUUUGCGUUCGUUCUCC